Molecule: messenger RNA, 1701 nt
Organism: Macroventuria anomochaeta
Lineage: Eukaryota; Fungi; Ascomycota; Dothideomycetes; Pleosporales; Didymellaceae
Product: serine/threonine-protein phosphatase PP-Z
Exons: 2
Coding region: 1-1701 (566 amino acids)
Cellular component (GO): nucleus; cytoplasm
Molecular function (GO): protein serine/threonine phosphatase activity
Source: RefSeq, a predicted model, not a curated record
AUGGGCAACCAGCCGUCCAGCGAAAAGGGCAAGAAGGGGGAGAAGGGUGCUGAUGGCGUCCCUCUAGGCCGCGAAUACUACCGCUCGUUCGAACGCUCAGACACUCAAGGCUCUACACGCUCGCUACGCAACUCUAUUCGUAACAAGAUCCCCGGCACCGGUAAGACCGACAGCCCACGCAACUCAGUGUCAAACCUGAGCGAAGUGGCCAAUGGCAAGAACGACAAGUCAGACGCAGUCUCGCUCAAGUCAGAGAAGAGCAAGGGAGGGCGAAGCUCAAGGCGAGGCUCAAUAGCUUCAGAAGGAGCAGGUCUCGUUGAGACGGCUGCACAGGUCGAUGAGCUGCCAGACGAGCCACAGCCACCGCCAUCACCUGUUCAAGGUGCUACAGUAGGGACAGGCCACGAAGCUGUAGGCAAGGCCCAGCAAACUGGCGAGGUUGACCGUGUCUCGGAGGUACCACCCUCCGGUGUUCCACCUCCUUCAGCCUCCGCUCAGCCAGGAGAGUCAAUCUUACAGAAGAAAGGACAGCCAAUUCCGAGAUUACCGGAGCCUCCAGCAGCAAACGAUGGAGCUGGUUCGCCUAUGGAAAUCAGUGCACUCAAAGCGAUAGAUCUCGAUGACAUGAUCCAGCGUUUGCUGGAUGCUGCGUACGCUGGCAAGGUCACUAAGACGGUCUGUUUGAAGAACGCCGAGAUCUUCGCCAUCUGCUCUGCUGCACGAGAAGUAUUUCUGAGCCAGCCAGCGCUACUGGAGCUCGCGCCGCCAGUCAAGAUCGUUGGUGACAUUCACGGACAAUACACCGACCUCAUCCGCAUGUUCGAGAUGUGUGGUUUCCCUCCCAACUCGAACUACUUGUUCCUAGGCGAUUACGUGGACCGUGGCAAGCAGAGCUUGGAGACCAUCCUGCUGCUAAUGUGCUACAAGCUCAAAUUUCCCGAGAAUUUCUUCCUCCUCCGUGGCAACCACGAAUGCGCAAACGUUACCCGCGUCUACGGCUUCUACGACGAAUGUAAGCGAAGGUGCAACAUCAAGGUCUGGAAGGCAUUUAUUGACACAUUCAACUGCCUGCCCAUUGCAGCUAUCGUUGCACAGAAGAUCUUCUGCGUUCACGGCGGGCUGUCCCCGAGUUUGUCGCAUAUGGACGACAUUCGCCAAAUCGCACGGCCCACCGACGUCCCUGAUUACGGCCUGCUGAACGACCUGUUGUGGAGUGAUCCAGCCGACAUGGAAAACGAUUGGGAGUCUAAUGAGCGAGGUGUCAGUUAUUGCUUCGGCAAGAAAGUCAUCAUGGAGUUCUUGCAACGGCAUGACUUCGAUCUUGUCUGUCGAGCGCAUAUGGUCGUAGAAGAUGGCUACGAGUUCUUCAACGACAGGGUUCUUGUGACGGUUUUCUCGGCGCCAAACUACUGCGGCGAGUUCGACAACUGGGGUGCAGUCAUGUCUGUCUCCGGAGAGCUGCUGUGCAGCUUCGAGCUGCUUAAGCCGCUUGACUCGAGCGCACUCAAGAGCCACAUCAAGAAGAGCAGGAACAAGCGUCAGAGCAUGCUCAAUUCACCAGUGAGUAACUUGCGGCCUCGGCCUAUGGAUUUGAAGCGAUCUUUAGUGCCAUAUAUUAUAUAUCUUAUUCGUACUGACUUAGCCGCAGCCUGCGCACUAUGCUCCUCAGAGUUACUAAUCAUGUUCUUUUAUGUAGGGUAG